AUUUAUUAGAAGGACUUAAGGUCGGCUCUAAAAGAAUGAGAUCGUCGGAAUUUUCGAAUGAUUUGAGUUCUGAGCCAACUAAGUAUAAUUAUGAAAAUAAUUUUGAAACGGAAGAAUUAGAUUUUGAAGAUUGCAGUGCAAUAAAGGAAUCAAAUAAAAGUGAUGAAAACAACAUUCACGAAGCCACUGUGGCCAUAGAGUCUAACAAUGUUGCUGAUAAAUUUAUGGAAGUUGAGCACGUCACAAAAGUUAACUCAG
Molecule: messenger RNA, 258 nt
Organism: Racocetra persica
Lineage: Eukaryota; Fungi; Glomeromycota; Glomeromycetes; Diversisporales; Gigasporaceae
Source: the annotation of a GenBank genome assembly